GCCUUACGUGUACUAGAAUUUUCUUUGUGGCAACUAAUUGGCGAUCAAGUUCAGGGUAGGUAGUGCGCAUGCGCACAAUUGUUCUGGAUAUUUCCUCACGUGGAGUGAAUCCACUUCAGUGUCACUUCAACGCUCCCGAAGAAACCGGGGUACAGCUCCACGCCAAGACCUAGACCUCCUCUCACGUUCAGAAAUGGCCUUCAGAAAAUUCCUCCCCUUGUUUGACCGUGUGCUGGUGGAGCGACUUACCGCAGAGACGGUAACGAAGGGCGGCAUCAUGCUGCCAGAGAAGUCUCAAGGCAAGGUGCUGCAGGCCACAGUGAUGGCAGUAGGACCCGGCUCUGUAAAUCAGGAUUUCUACAACUGGCCGGAUGAAUCAUUUGAGGAGAUGGACAGCACCCUGGCUGUCCAACAGUACAUUCAGCAGAACAUCAGAUCGGAUUGCUCCAAUAUUGACAAAAUCCUGGAACCUCCAGAGGGUCAGGAUGAGGGGGUGUGGAAAUACGAGCACCUCAGGCAGUUCUGCCUAGAGCUCAAUGGAUUAGCUGUAAAACUGCAGAGUGAGUGUCAUCCAGACACCUGCACCCAAAUGACAGCCACAGAGCAGUGGAUCUUUUUAUGUGCUGCCCACAAGACGCCCAAAGAGUGCCCUGCCAUUGAUUACACCAGGCACACGCUGGACGGAGCUGCCUGUCUUCUCAAUAGCAACAAAUACUUCCCCAGCAGGGUGAGCAUCAAGGAGUCAUCAGUGGCCAAACUGGGCUCCGUCUGUCGUCGCAUCUAUAGGAUAUUCUCUCAUGCCUACUUCCAUCACCGCCAGAUAUUUGACAAGUAUGAGAAUGAAACGUUCCUGUGUCACCGGUUCACACGCUUCGUAAUGAAGUACAACCUGAUGUCCAAGGACAACCUGAUUGUGCCCAUUCUGGAGGAGGAAGUGCAGAACACCUCAUCAGCUGGGGAGAGCGAGGCCUAAGAUACAGCUGCUGCCAUAAGGGAGACACAUUCACCUGUGUCUAUCUCAAAGGAAGGGUAAGGAAUACCAGGAGCAGAUUUCAGCCAUGGCUGCAGGACAUCCCGUUUCCACUGUCUGUCAUUCAGAUGCACCCUGUGUCUCUGCUACCAGAGUGACCCAGUUGUUUCUGGAUACAGUUCUGCUCUCACACUACUCCUUUAGGGAAACCCUUUUCCUUAAUGUUCUUCAAGCAGCUGGAUUUGCGAAAACCCUAUGUAAUCAUGUUGACCUGUAUCGUUGACAAAGGCACACACUGACAGCCUCUGUAUAUAACCCUCACUUCCCCUCUCUUUUAAUUCACUGUCAUGUUUUUCGGAUGGUGCUUCACUCUUUUGUGUCUGCUUCUGUUCUCUAUUUGCUUGUGUUGCUUACCAGCCUGUUUUGGAGGGGGGUGUCCCAUGAAAUGGAUCACUAAAUUAGCCUGCUGACUUAAUGCUAUUAAAACACAUUGUAGGUGUGUGGCUUGUGUGGUAGUGAACAAAGACAAACCUAAUCUCUAGCUUUGUAAGUGUACUAGCAUUGUCAUUGUUUCUCUUUGGCCUCUGAAAUGAUGCUUCAGAGUAUUUAGGAAGGUUUUUGGCUAACUCUGAUCCUGCUUUCUGACAUGCCCCCAUUUUAAUACUGUAUAAAAUGUGCCUCGUAUUCCCCUUUCCUUGACAUGAUGGUAACUGAAACCAUGACGAUAUGGGCAGAAACUGAGCUGCUGUAAGCCAGUUUUUACCACUUUACUGGCAUUUGGUGAGUAAAUGCCUCAAGAAAGGGUGGAAUAUGAGCUACAUUUGAGUAUUGGAGCACAACCUCCCUUCUUUUACCCUCUCCCUCAUUAAGUUAUUUUGUGGGAGGAGUCUUGUCAAUCCAACCCACUUUUUUUUUUUUAAAUGGACUAAAAAAUUUUGUUACUGUCGACAUUUUCAUGAUGUCUGUUAAUAAAAAAGACCUAUUAUUCAGGA
Scatophagus argus is the source of this 1962-nucleotide messenger RNA. Its product is annotated as MOB-like protein phocein. The coding region runs from base 194 to 973 and encodes 259 amino acids. The record is from RefSeq and is a predicted model, not a curated record. Gene Ontology annotation, cellular component: mitochondrial matrix; cytoplasm. Gene Ontology annotation, molecular function: protein-folding chaperone binding; metal ion binding; protein folding chaperone. Lineage: Eukaryota; Metazoa; Chordata; Actinopteri; Scatophagidae. The transcript has 10 exons.